ACACCCCCACACAGACACCCCCACACCCUGUCACACACACCUCUACAUACAGACACCCUGUCACACACCGUGUCUCACACAGACACUCUGUCACCCCCACCCUGUCACCCGCACACAUACCGCCACCCACACACACAGACACCCCCACCCCCCCCCAUGGACCACAUGAGGUCAAGAGCGGGCACAACCUGUGAGUCUGUGACACUCUGUCACAUCCACACCCACACAGACACCCAACCUGUCACACCCACAGACCCACACCCCCGUCACCCCAUCACACCCACACAAACACUAUCACACACACCCCCUGACAACCACACACCACGUCACACCGUCAGACCCCCACAACCAUGUAUGACGAAGUCGGGUUUUAUUCAUCUUAUGUUGCACGUGAGUCUUACUGUGCUAUACUAAUCCUGUGUGUGCCUCAGUUUCCCUGUGUGCUGCCCCACUACUUCGGGGAUGGGAAUUGGGGGUGUGAUUUUGCUGAGGCCCUGGGGCAGGUGAAGCUGUUUGCACCUGCGUAACCUGAGAGCCAGGACGGGAGGUGCGACCAGGUGACACCUUUGGCCUGGGAAGCGCGACACAGAGAAGGAGGAGGAGCAUGAGGGGGCGGCUGGAGACUGGCCGUCUGCUUGGGGGGACUGGAAGAUGGGGCGUCCAGGGCGCCUCAUCACGGAGACACACACGCCACACACACAGCCGCACACCCCCCCUGCAACAAACACACACACACCCCCGCCCCAGACACGUGCACACGUAUGUCACAGUCCUGCCCGGCCACACACCCCGUCCCAGAUACACCUGCAUGCACACCGCACUCUGGCACACCCCCAUCACAGACACACACAGCCCACUGUCACAGGUGCCCCCCCACCCCCAUUCCAACCCCUUCCCCAAAGUGCCCGCCCCAACUCUGCCCCCUCCUCCCGUUCAGUGCCACUUCCUCGUACCACCCGGCCUGGAGCAUCACAGCACGUUCACACCCGCCCCCUCACGUGGACAACCACCCCACAAUCACAUACCACAUUCGCACCCCCCCACCACAAUGUCACACCCACAGCAGCAGGAAGCUGGGCUCCGAUGCAUUUUGCAAACAAUCCGGUUACUUAAUAAUGGGAAUUUCCCAGCCCUGGGGCUGUGUUUCCCGUCAGCCUCCCCCCGGGGUGGAGGGGGACAGGAUGGGGUUUCCCGCCCCCCUGGCCCGGCCUGCGGGGAAAUCAGCCAAAAAUGCUUUGUGCCAAAUUGGGGGAGAGGUGGAAAAGCCACCCAAUCGCAGGUUGGGUGUGUCAGGCUGAGUGGGGGGGCGGGCGUGGGUGUUGGUGCAAGUGUGUAAGGCCUGCAGGUGGGUGUGAAUGGAGGUGUAUGGGGUGUGCAUGAGUGAGGGUGUGCAGGAACAGAGUGGGAAUGUGUUGAUCUGCAGGGUGUGUGUGUGUACCUUUGUGUGUUUGUUAUGGUGCGAGGGUGUCUGUUUACACGGCUGUGAAUGUGUGUGCAGUGUGUUUAGGUGAGUGAGCAUUGGGGGGGUGUACCUUUGUGUGUUUGUGUUUGUUAUGGUGCGAGGGUGUCUGUUUACACGGCUGUGAAUGUGUGUGCAGUGUGUGUAGGUGAGUGAGCAUGGGGGGGGAUGUACCUUUGUGUGUUUGUGUUUGUUAUGGUGCGAGGGUGUCUGUUUACACGGCUGUGAGUGUGUGUGCAGUGCAUCAGUGUGCAUUCGUGUCUGUGACUCGUGUGUGUAGGUGAGUGAGCGUUCAGGGGGUGUGUGUGUGGGGCAGGGGGUGCCAGUGCCUGUGCACAGGGACCAGGUAACCCCCCGCAGGUGGCAGACAGCGGCCAGGCCGUACGUACCGUGUAACGCCCGUCGGUUGACACUUUCACCCCAAAGGGAGAGGAGCCGCCAGAUCCAGGGACAGACCUGGUGCCCCUCGGCCAUGGGGCCAGCAGCCUCGCCCCGGACGCAGGGACGCCCCAAGCGAUGCCUUGCUGGGACCCCCGGCAGCCCCCCCGGGGCUGGUCUUAUCAGGGAUCAGCCCCCACCCCGCCAGGGUUAGGGUGUUCUCCCCUCCCCCUGGGGAAUCUCCUCCCUGGCCCGGGGGCGGGAUUAGGACGUUCUCACUCCCCCCCCCCAGCCUCCUCCCUGGCUUGUGGGGGACGGGACAGGGCACGUGGAGCAGCCCAGCCCAGUCUGAGCCUGGACUCUCCCCAGAGAAGCGGCAGGAUCCUGGUUCCCAUGGACGGGCCUGGCUGGACCGCGCCCCCCAACGCCUCGGUGCCGCCCCCCAACGAGACGGGCUGCGGGGAACGGGCCGACUUCCAGUACGUGCUGUUCCCCGUGGUUUACAGCCUGGUCUUCGUGCUGGGCCUGGCCGGGAACGGGUCCGUGCUCUGGUAUUUCCUGCGCACCCGGACGGCCACCGCCCCGGCCAACGUCUUCCUGGCCAACCUGGCGGCCCUCGACCUGCUCUUCGUGCUGACGCUGCCCUUCCGGGCCGGCUACCACGCCCUGCGCAACGACUGGCCCUUCGGCGAGGCCACGUGCAAGCUCACCGGCUCCCUCUUCUACGCCAACCUGUACGGCAGCUCCCUCUUCCUCAGCUGCAUCUGCCUGGAGCGCUACGUGGCCGUGGUGCACCCGCUGCGCUCGCUGCGCCUGCGCCGGCCUCUCUACCGCGUGGCCGCCUGCCUGGCCGUCUGGGCCCUGCUGGCCGCCGCCGGCCUGUACCUGGCGCUGCGCGGGCCCCUGACCCGCCCCUUCCCCGACGGGCGCCUGGCCUGCCUGGAGAACUUCUCCAGCGACUCCUGGAGGGGCCGCAUCUCGGGCGUCAGCCUCUUCGCCGCCGCCGUCGGCUUCCUGCUGCCGCUGACGGUCAUCGGCGUCUGCUACCCGCUCAUCGCCCGCCGCCUGCUGGACACGCCCGGCAUGGCGCCCGGCUCGCGGGCCGCCCGGCGCAAGGCGCUGCGCACCGUGCUGGUGGUGCUGGCCGUCUUCCUGAUCUGCUUCGCCCCCUACCACCUCACCCAGGUGGUGCACACCCUGGGCCGCGUCGGGGCGCUGCAGGGCUGCCGGCUCCUCCGCGGCACCUACGUCGCCCGGCGCGUCACCAUGGCCCUGACCAGCCUCAACGCCUGCCUGGACCCGCUGGUCUAUUACUGCGCGGCCGAGCGCUUCGCCUGGAGCCCGCCCUGCCGCGCCGGGUGCUGCACGGGCCGGCCGGCCUCCUCCGGCGACACCCAGGGCACGGGGCUGCGGGCGCUGGACAAUGGGGCCUCCCGGGGGGCCCAGGCCGUGACAGGCACCUCGUCCCACGACAAGGCCUGAAGGGGAGACACUAAUGGACCCCCCCCCGCCCCCCGCUUGCUGCACCGUGGACUCCGGGGCCCCUCGGAGCCGGGCUGCUGCGUUCUCAGCUGCUGGACAAGGGAGGGAUGGUGAACAGUGUUACUGGGGUGUGUACGUCCGUGUAGCGUUACGUGUGCGCAGUCGUGUGGGCGUGUGUGUGAGCGCGCGGCCGUGCCAAAGGCCGAGGGGUCGGCGUGUGCGUGUGUGUGAGCGCGUGGGCGUGCCAAAGGCCGAGGGGUCGGCGUGUGUGUGUGUGUGUGUGAGCGCGCGGCCGUGCCAAAGGCCGAGGGGUCGGCGUGUGUGUGUGUGUGUGAGCGCGCGGCCGUGCCAAAGGCCGAGGGGUCAGCGUGUGCAUGUGUGUGAGCACGCGGGCGUGCCAAAGGCCGAGGGGUCGGCGUGUGUGCGUGUGUGUGAGCGCGCGGGCGUGCCAAAGGCCGAGGGGUCGGCGUGUGUGUGUGUGUGUGAGCGCGCGGCCGUGCCAAAGGCCGAGGGGUCAGCGUGUGUGUGUGUGUGUGAUCGCGCGGCCGUGCCAAAGGCCGAGGGGUCGGCGUGUGUGUGUGUGUGUGAGCGCGCGGCCGUGCCAAAGGCCGAGGGGUCAGCGUGUGCGUGUGUGUGAGCACGCGGGCGUGCCAAAGGCCGAGGGGUCGGCGUGUGUGCGUGUGUGUGAGCGCGCGGCCGUGCCAAAGGCCGAGGGGUCGGCGUGUGAGUGUGUGAGAGCGCGCGGGCGUGCCAAAGGCCGAGGGGUCGGCGUGUGAGUGUGUGUGAGCGCGCGGCCGUGCCAAAGGCCGAGGGGUCAGCGUGUGUGUGAGCGCGCGGCCGUGCCAAAGGCCGAGGGGUCAGCGUGUGUGUGAGCGCGCGGCCGUGCCAAAGGCCAAGGGGUUGGCGUGUGUGUGUGUGAGAGCGCACGGGCGUGCCAAAGGCCGAGGGAUUGGAGUCUGUGUGUGUGAGAGAGCACGGGCGUGCCAAAGGCCGAAGGGUCAGCGUGUGUGUGUGUGAGAGCGCACGGGCGUGCCAAAGGCCGAAGGGUCAGCGUGUGUGUGUGUGAGAGCGCGCGGCCGUGCCAAAGGCCGAGGGGUCUGUGUGUGUGUGUGUGAGCAUGCGGGCGUGCCAAAGGCCGAGGGGUCAGCGUGUGCGUGUGUGUGAGCGCAUGGCCAUGCCAAAGGCCGAAGGGUCAGCGUGUGUGUGUGUGUGAGCGCACAGGUGUGCCAAAGGCCGAGGGGUUGGGGUCUCUGUGUGUGAGCGCACGAGUGUGCCAAAGGCCGAAGGGUCAGUGUCUCUCUCUUCACGCUGCCAUUUGUCAGGACCAUCAGAUCUCACUGAAUUGCCCGGACGUGUGCGUGCGUGCGAGGGAGUCUGCGGGUGUGCUAGGUGUGACUGCGUGUGUGCCAGGCUGUGAGUCUGUGUGCGUGGUACAGGAGCGUGUGUGUGUUUGAUCCUCGUGACUGGCCGAGUGUGCGUCUCCUGGGCUGUGACACUGCGUGGGACUGUCCUGUGGGGAAGGGUGCGACUUGGGAGGCUUGUCCCUGCCGUAUUACGGGUGUGUGUGUGUGUGUGUGUGUACGUGAAACAGAGAGACAGACCCUGAGCAGGGGGCUGCUGGCAUCUGUGUGUCUUGGGGUGGAGGGAGUUGGCUGUGUAUGGUUGGGGCUCUUGCAGCUAGUUGUGUGUGUGACACUAGGGUGCUGGUUGUGCUGCUGUGUGUGUGCGACACUGUGGGGUGCUGGUUGUGCUGCAGUGUGUGUGUGACACUAGGGUGCUGGUUGUGCUGCUGUGUGUGUGCGACACUGGGGUGCUGGUUGUGCUGCUGUGUGUGUGUGACACUGUGGGGUGCUGGUUGUGCUGCUGUGUGCGUGCGACGUGUGUGGCUCUGACCGGGUGGUGGGGGAACCUCCCUGUGGUGUGUUUGGUUCCUUGCCCCC
Messenger RNA from Mauremys mutica (yellowpond turtle), 5259 nucleotides. Its product is annotated as lysophosphatidic acid receptor 6-like. The coding region runs from base 1976 to 3319 and encodes 447 amino acids. Gene Ontology annotation, cellular component: membrane. The transcript is spliced from 2 exons. Gene Ontology annotation, molecular function: oxysterol binding; G protein-coupled receptor activity. NCBI's taxonomy places the organism in Eukaryota, Metazoa, Chordata, Testudines, Geoemydidae. Gene Ontology annotation, biological process: G protein-coupled receptor signaling pathway. The record is from RefSeq and is a predicted model, not a curated record.